GCUUGCGUCGCCGCGAAGUGAGUCGUGACUGGCAAAGUAACUCGCGGAAACCUUCGGUUUGAGGAGCCCAUCUAUUCUUAAAGAAAAAUAGGAGCGAGUGCUCAAUUUGCGGCCAUUUGACUAGCAGAAUACUAUUAUCAUUAUUACUGAAGUACUUCAAUAAAGUUACGUGUAAUCCUAGUCUUCGCAGUUGACAGCUAGCAGACCAGCAGCGAGACGUCAAUCUUAGCUGCGCAUGAAGGUUGUUGCUAGACAGUGGCUAUCUAUAAUGAAGUCGAUCAUGGCUAUUUGUAUCGCCGGGAAUGAAAGUAAUGCCACGUGCGGCUUUAACACAAUAGCUUCCGGAGACUACGUGCAGGCAAUCAAUUUCCUUAGCUAAAGGUGACAGUGUGCAACGUAAUACCCUAUGGUUGACACAGAGGAAAAUGAAAGAUGAACGAUAUAUCUCUGUUGUGGUUUCAUAGCUUGAUAUAAACAAAGCAACACGAUCUGAAGUUUGAACGGUCGGCAUACAUCCCAUUCGAAUGAACGGUUAACGUCGGGCGACUUCAGAAUGAGGACGUAAACUAGCGCAAUGAGCUUGCAAGCGAGAAGGUCCUCUGAUUAUGGUAUCCUGCAGGAUAUUCUGUCCGCUUUGGGGCACUGGCAUCCAUAUCGAAGAGCCCAGUUGGCACAUCACGUACUGUGCGCGGCGGGAAUUAGCAUUUCUAUGUACGCUCUUUACGUCGAAAUUAACAAAACUCGCCAACCGGACUACAAGUCACUGUGCGAUCUAGCUGAGCACAUCAGUUGUUCCAGGGUUCUCACGUCUGAGUACUCCCGUGGAUUUGGACUUCUGGGUCGCCUCUUUGGUCACGAUUCUGCCCUGAACAUGCCCAAUUGUGCACUUGGCAUCGUCUUCUAUAUGAUUCUUUUUUGUCUUGGAUUUCUGCAUCAACCAAACGUGCUGUUGCUCACAGUCUUACUUAGCUUUUUGGCUAAUGGCAUGUCGUUAUACCUGGCCGCUGUCCUAUUCUUUGUCCUCGAGGAUCUUUGCAUCGUCUGUGUAACUACGUACAUCAUUAAUGCGGGUCUACUUGUCGCAUCGGCUUUCCGUUAUGUACGCUGUCCAAAACGAGCGAAAGAAAGGGCGUUUCGAAGCAGCCUUAAAAAGUUCAAUUAAGGUAAUUUUUAUGGAUGUAUAGUUAGCCGUUAAGAACAAUAGUUCGACGUACAAAUGCAUACAUGGCCUAUUGUAGCUUUCUGCGACUAUAUCGAUUAUACAUCAAGGUGUGGGCAUUAAGUGAACCAAUCGGACGGCUUAAUAAAAAUCUAGCUUUACAAGCUAGGUCAUUUAAUUUAAAACAUUACAUUAGCUACCUAAUUGGCAUCAAUAGGCUUUCUAUAUGACAUGACUGGAAAGAAAAAAGAUAUGCUACUAUUUCGCCAUACCUUUGAUAAAAUGAAACAUCUGAAGCGGUAGAAUUCGUGUCAAAAAUACUGUGCCAAAAAGUCCUUAAUUUUCGUGUAAAACCAUCGUUCAAAUACAUUGAUCUACAGGUAGCUCUCAUUGAAGUCCAUGUAUUAUCCUAUAUAACUAAUAAACUUAGCGGUUUCUGCUCCUACUUGUUGUUUCUAUUUUCCACUGUGUUUGCAUGCAGUUAAUGACAGAAAAGACUCGUAUUUUAAUUAGAGCAUUGGCUUAUUGCUUUAAUGAGCCAAGGUGUAAUUUGUAAUAAGUAUCGCAAUUAUUUAUUACAUACAUAUUACAUGCUGCUUUCAACAAAUAUUUGUGUUCAAGAUAUGUACAUACAAGGUUUGCAUUCUACAUAAGCUUUAUAACAUGACGUAUUUAAAGAAUAAGCAAAUUGAUGCGUUAUAAGAAAAUUAUUAUGGUCUUGUUGUUGACGUCUAAUAUAAUCGUAGACACGUGUGUCUCAAGUUCCACAUAAGAGUCACAAAAUCAAGCUUGCUGUUAGAUUGUCGCACGUGUGAAUAAUCGUUUUUAUGACAGUGCUGCGUUUAGUUGUGAGCGAAAUAUUAUUCCAAUUAAGGUACAAGUUUAGCCUCAUUCCUUUUAUCUUCUUGAACUAUAAGAUGAUUCACACUUCUGAAAGUCAAAGUUGAGUUCGACUACAGAAUUAUGCACGAAACGUUAAAGAUUCUCAUUAUUGGUCAAGUUUUAACGAAUAAUUUUCGUUUUUUUUUGGUUUCUACUUGCUUUUUAUUAAUGGGAAGUUAUUCUAGCUUCUAAGCUAUAUUAUAAUUCGAUCUUAAUUCAAUGUCUUAGCUUUAUCACCAGGUCUAAAAAAGUUAUUGUAUUAAUGUAAUACAAAAAGCAGUGUUUAAAAUACUCUGCUAAACGUGAAGUUAACAAAUAACGGUUUCGAGGAAUUCAUUUGCACAGAGAAACCAUAAGAAUAUAUGGAUCGGAAAAAAAUUCGAGCAAAAAUACAAUAAGACAUUUAGCAAAAAACAUCGUAUUUAUAGACCGCUGUAAUUGCCUCUUUGCUACAAGUAAACUUCAAUCCUAUCUAUAACAUGAUCCAGGUUUUGUUUUUACACCCACCUUUUUUCUCACGUUACCUAUACAUCGAAUUACUACUUGGAAGUUAAAGUUUUUAGAUCUAAGAGCUUCUUUAAAUUAGUUUUUAUCUAGCUAGUUAAUGGUGCCCGAUUCGUUAUCAAAAAGACGACCUUAACAAGUUCAACGUUCUAACCAUUAAUUCUUACAUAAUAAUAUUCUAUACAGUAGUCGUAGCAACGGGAUAGUUAUUUGGCAUAUGCGAAAAAAUUGAUUUAUAAGAAUAUGCUGUAACCGCCUAUAACUAAUUAGAUCCGUAGAUAACUAGGUAGUCUACGACUUUUUGGUCUAGAUGAUAGAUGAUGUUCUAGCUUCGUAGAUAGCCAUCUUGAUAAAGCUUCGUCCUAUAUCUACUGAAACAGCUGAUAA
Molecule: messenger RNA, 2932 nt
Organism: Varroa destructor (honeybee mite)
Lineage: Eukaryota; Metazoa; Arthropoda; Arachnida; Mesostigmata; Varroidae
Gene: Vkor
Product: Vitamin-K epoxide reductase
Biological process (GO): peptidyl-glutamic acid carboxylation; vitamin K metabolic process
Molecular function (GO): vitamin-K-epoxide reductase (warfarin-sensitive) activity
Source: RefSeq, a predicted model, not a curated record